CGAUCGUUUGUCAUCCUGUAUUAUCAAGCAUCGAUUUCCGCUAUGACUGAUCCGCCACUUUUCUCCAUCAGUUUUAUUUUUCACCACCACAGGAAGCAUCUCAUCUUUCUCUGAGAUACAGGUAUUGAGGUGUUGGACAGGUGAUUUCUUCAGAAUUUAAAACCUACCUGAUGGCACCGUCGCUCGAGGAGCCAACGGCUAUCGCAGCCCCAUCCAAAAUGGCACCAAAUCUGGUGGCGCCUGAACCUGAACACUGCCCUGGCCCCGAGUCAGAAAGGGCCGGUCAAGGUGAUGCGUGCGCCGGUUGUCCGAACCAAUCCAUCUGCGCCUCUGCGCCCAAAGGCCCAGAUCCCGAUAUCUCCAUCAUCACAGAGCGUCUCUCCCAAAUCCGACACAAGAUCCUCGUCCUCUCCGGUAAAGGUGGUGUGGGCAAAUCGACAUUUUCCUCCCUCCUUGCACACGCAUUCGCUGCGAACCCCGAUUCGACCGUAGGGAUAAUGGAUACCGAUAUCUGUGGGCCGUCGAUCCCUAAGAUGAUGGGUGUGGAAGCCGAAACAAUCCACGUGAGCAAUGCAGGCUGGAGCCCGGUGUGGGUGACAGACAAUCUGGGUGCGAUGAGUGUGCAGUUCAUGUUGCCCAAUCGGGACGAUGCGGUAAUUUGGAGAGGUCCGAAGAAGAACGGUCUCAUUAAACAAUUCCUCAAGGACGUGGACUGGGGUGAGCUGGACUAUCUGAUCGUUGACACUCCCCCGGGAACAUCUGAUGAGCAUCUCUCGGUCAACUCGCUCCUCAAGGAGUCCGGUGUUGACGGUGCAGUGGUUGUCACCACCCCCCAAGAGGUGUCUCUGCUAGAUGUCAGAAAGGAGAUCGACUUCUGCCGCAAGGCGGGCAUUCGAGUCCUCGGCUUGGUGGAGAACAUGUCUGGGUUUGUGUGUCCAAAGUGUACCCAAGAGUCUCAGAUCUUCCGAGCCACCACGGGCGGCGGGAAGCGCCUCGCAAAGAAGAUGGGCAUUCCCUUUUUGGGCGCAGUGCCUCUUGACCCACGAGUUGGAAUGGCUUGUGACUAUGGCGAAAGUUUCGUGGACAACUUCCCCGAUAGCCCGGCCUCGAAGGCGAUCAAACAAGUUGUACGAUCUGUCGGCCAGAUGGUUGGAGAGGACCCAGACGCCGUCCUUCCUGACGAUAUGGUUGAGUGAUCUGGCGUUCUCUCUCUGCUUUUUAAUGUUUCUCUCAUUUUUUCAUAGCGUGUUGCAUCCGAACAGCAGUUCGAAGGGUCCUGGCGUUUGGACAUAGAGUUCUAUCCUGAUACCAAUGAUUUACGACUGAUUUCACACUUCAAUUUAAUAUUGCGAUGAAACUAGAUAUUCUCCGUUCUAAAUCCGGGUUUCUUGGUCAAAACAAACAACAUCCUUCGCCGAUCUCAGCCAUAUCCACAUGUCAAUUUGAUAGGGGCUUAGCAGAUCAACUAGUACGGUGUCUAUUCCUCUUCUAGAUGGAAAGCAAUCACAACUGAUUAAACUAUGUUAGAUGUAGAGCGAUGACAGUUACUUUAUAUGAAUGACC
Aspergillus wentii DTO 134E9 is the source of this 1563-nucleotide messenger RNA. RefSeq names its product Fe-S cluster-binding ATPase (gene nbp35). The record is from RefSeq and is a predicted model, not a curated record. The coding region runs from base 171 to 1196 and encodes 341 amino acids. Lineage: Eukaryota; Fungi; Ascomycota; Eurotiomycetes; Eurotiales; Aspergillaceae. Gene Ontology annotation, biological process: iron-sulfur cluster assembly. The transcript has 2 exons. Gene Ontology annotation, molecular function: ATP binding; ATP-dependent FeS chaperone activity; 4 iron, 4 sulfur cluster binding. Gene Ontology annotation, cellular component: cytosol.